AUGGAUGAAACACAAGAUCAGUAUUAUUCUUCCAGUCUACCUGAGAUUUCUUUAUCUCAUGAUGGCCGUGAGAGAUCUGAUUCCAAUCUGCAAAUAAAUCGUGGGACUGGUAUAUCAAGCCUGAAAAAGAGAGGUCAUGGUAGUCGCUCUUGGAUUAAAAUUGAUCAGGAUGGGAAUUUUCAGACUGUGACACUUGACAAGGCAACUAUAAUGAGACAUUGUUCUUUGCCUUCUAGAGAUCUUCGGCUAUUGGACCCAAUGUUUAUUUAUCCUUCUACAAUAUUGGGACGGGAGAAGGCUAUUGUAGUCAACCUUGAGCAAAUCCGAUGUAUAAUCACUGCUGAUGAGGUUAUCCUGAUGAAUUCAUUGGAUGGUAGUGUUGGUCAGUACAGGUCAGAAUUAUGCAAUCGGCUUGAGAAUGAAAAAGCUGAUGAUCUACCUUUUGAAUUUAGGGCACUGGAGUUGGCUCUUGAAUUGACAUGCACAUCUUUAGAUGCUCAGGUAAACGAACUGGAAAUGGAAAUAUAUCCUGUGCUAGAUGAACUAGCCUCAUCUAUCAGUACUCUAAAUCUGGAACGUGUUAGGAGAUUUAAAGGUCAUCUGCUUGCUUUGACUCAACGAGUUCAGAAGGUUCGUGAUGAAAUAGAACAUCUUAUGGAUGAUGAUGGUGACAUGGCUGAGAUGUGUCUAACUGAGAAAAAGAGAAGAUCCGAUACUUAUACUUUUAAUGAUUUUUAUCAAACUCAUGCAUCAGGUAGAGUAAUUUCAAAAUCAGCUCCUGCUUCACCAGAGCGAACAAUUAGUGGAGUCCAGAUGUUGCAAAGGGCUCUCAGCAGCAUUGGAAAUUCUAGUAAACAUGGUAGUUCAAUGGGUUCGUCUGACAAUGGGGAAAGGAUUGAGCCGCUUGAAAUGCUGCUGGAAGCAUACUUUAUUGUCAUUGAUAAUACACUUAACACAGUAUUGUCGCUCAAAGAAUACAUUGACGACACAGAAGAUUUUAUCAACAUUAAAUUGGGAAAUAUUCAAAACCAGCUAAUACAGUUUGAGUUGCUUCUUACAGCUGCUACAUUGGUAGCUGCAGUAUUUGCUGCUGUAGCAGGUGUAUUUGGAAUGAACUUUGAAACCACAGUGUUUAACUAUCCAUCUGGAUUCAAUAUGGUUUUGGUAAUUACGGGUAUUGCUUGUAUAGCAUUGUAUUUGGCCCUCCUAUAUUAUUUUAGAUACAAGAAAGUGCUUGCAGCUUAA
Sphenostylis stenocarpa is the source of this 1245-nucleotide messenger RNA. The record is from the annotation of a GenBank genome assembly. NCBI's taxonomy places the organism in Eukaryota, Viridiplantae, Streptophyta, Magnoliopsida, Fabales, Fabaceae.